AUGCUGGCAAUCUCCAACGCUAAUCAUGGAAAGGCCCAACAGGUGUCAGUGGCUCGUCCCUACAGACGUGUUGGUAAGUAUAAAUACAAUUUCUAAUAAUAAUCCGCUUUUUUAGAUUGUUUAGAUGUAGCUUCUCUAUACGUUUCCUUCUUUUUACUUUACGGUGUUAUAACAAUAACAGUUUAAUACGUUCAACUUUGCAUUUUAUACACGUUAUCAGAAUAACUAAACAAACAACAUCUUAAUUAUUAGUCAACUAAAAAGUGUCUCGCUACUUUCGGUUCAACCUAUUACUUUCCAAAUAUCGUAUUUUAACAUAACAUAAAAAAUUAAAAUGACUUACCCUUAUAACAUAACAAAGAUCAUAUUUAGUAGGGUCGGUGUUUGACGAACACAUCGAAAUAAUAAAUUUGACAAACACAUGGGUUCAAGUACGAGUCAAAACUUCUGAAUGCUACAAAGCCGAAUUUGGGGUUUUGAUGCUGAAAGCUGGCACUGGGACGACUAUUGUUGUUCACGGGGAUUGCUGGAAUGGUUGUGUAGACCACACAAUUGUGGAGUAUCAAGAGGACUAA
Molecule: messenger RNA, 575 nt
Organism: Bursaphelenchus okinawaensis
Lineage: Eukaryota; Metazoa; Nematoda; Chromadorea; Rhabditida; Aphelenchoididae
Source: the annotation of a GenBank genome assembly